Molecule: messenger RNA, 408 nt
Organism: Pipistrellus nathusii (Nathusius's pipistrelle)
Lineage: Eukaryota; Metazoa; Chordata; Mammalia; Chiroptera; Vespertilionidae
Source: the annotation of a GenBank genome assembly
AUGGUGCUGGAGAGCGUCGCCCGCAUCGUGAAGGUGCAGCUCCCCGCGUACCUGAAGCGGCUCCCAGUCCCCGAGAGCAUUAGCGGGUUUGCCCGGCUCACAGUUUCAGAAUGGCUUCGGUUAUUGCCUUUCCUGGGUGUACUUGCACUACUUGGCUACCUUGCAGUUCGUCCAUUCCUCCCAAAGAAAAAACAACAGAAGGAUAGUUUGAUUAAUCUUAAAAUACAAAAGGAAAAUCCCAAAGUGGUGAAUGAAAUAAACAUUGAAGAUUUGUGUCUUACUAAAGCAGCUUACUGUAGAUGUUGGCGUUCUAAGACGUUUCCUGCCUGUGAUGGUUCACAUAAUAAACACAAUGAAUUAACAGGAGAUAAUGUGGGCCCACUAAUACUGAAGAAGAAAGAAGUAUAA